Messenger RNA from Chinchilla lanigera (long-tailed chinchilla), 3441 nucleotides. RefSeq names its product DEAD (Asp-Glu-Ala-Asp) box helicase 5 (gene Ddx5). Gene Ontology annotation, cellular component: cytoplasm; ribonucleoprotein complex; nucleus. The transcript is spliced from 13 exons. Lineage: Eukaryota; Metazoa; Chordata; Mammalia; Rodentia; Chinchillidae. Gene Ontology annotation, biological process: alternative mRNA splicing, via spliceosome. Gene Ontology annotation, molecular function: RNA binding; ATP binding; RNA helicase activity. The coding region runs from base 43 to 1887 and encodes 614 amino acids. The record is from RefSeq and is a predicted model, not a curated record.
UUCUCUUCACUUCGCUCCCCGCCAACCGCAACCAUUGACGCCAUGUCGAGUUACUCGAGCGACCGGGACCGCGGCCGGGAUCGAGGGUUUGGGGCCCCUCGAUUUGGAGGGAGUAGAGCAGGCCCCCUCUCUGGAAAGAAGUUUGGAAAUCCCGGGGAGAAACUAGUUAAAAAGAAGUGGAAUCUUGAUGAGCUGCCCAAAUUUGAGAAGAACUUCUAUCAGGAACACCCAGAUUUGGCUAGGCGCACAGCACAAGAGGUGGAGACAUACAGAAGAAGCAAGGAAAUUACAGUGAGAGGUCACAACUGUCCAAAGCCAGUUUUGAAUUUCUAUGAAGCAAACUUCCCUGCAAACGUCAUGGAUGUGAUUGCAAGGCAGAACUUCACUGAACCCACUGCUAUUCAAGCUCAGGGAUGGCCAGUUGCUCUAAGUGGAUUGGAUAUGGUUGGAGUGGCGCAGACUGGAUCUGGGAAGACAUUGUCUUAUUUGUUGCCUGCCAUUGUCCACAUCAAUCAUCAGCCAUUCCUGGAGAGAGGUGAUGGGCCUAUUUGUUUGGUGCUGGCACCAACUCGGGAACUGGCCCAGCAGGUGCAGCAAGUGGCUGCUGAAUACUGUAGAGCUUGUCGUUUGAAGUCUACUUGCAUUUAUGGUGGUGCUCCCAAGGGACCACAGAUACGUGAUUUGGAGAGAGGUGUGGAAAUCUGUAUUGCAACACCUGGGAGACUGAUUGACUUUUUAGAAUGUGGAAAAACUAAUCUGAGAAGAACAACGUACCUUGUCCUUGAUGAAGCAGAUAGAAUGCUUGAUAUGGGUUUUGAACCCCAAAUAAGGAAGAUUGUGGAUCAGAUAAGACCUGAUAGGCAAACCUUAAUGUGGAGUGCAACUUGGCCAAAAGAAGUAAGACAGCUUGCUGAAGAUUUUCUAAAAGACUAUAUUCAUAUAAACAUUGGUGCACUAGAACUGAGCGCAAACCACAACAUUCUUCAGAUAGUGGAUGUGUGUCAUGAUGUAGAAAAGGACGAAAAACUUAUUCGUCUAAUGGAAGAGAUUAUGAGUGAGAAGGAGAAUAAAACCAUUGUUUUUGUUGAAACAAAAAGAAGAUGUGAUGAGCUUACCAGAAAAAUGAGGAGAGAUGGGUGGCCAGCCAUGGGUAUCCAUGGUGACAAGAGUCAACAGGAACGUGACUGGGUUCUAAAUGAAUUCAAACACGGAAAAGCUCCUAUUCUGAUUGCUACAGAUGUGGCCUCCAGAGGGCUAGAUGUGGAAGAUGUGAAAUUUGUCAUCAAUUAUGACUACCCUAACUCCUCAGAGGAUUAUAUUCAUCGAAUUGGAAGAACUGCUCGCAGUACCAAAACAGGCACAGCAUACACUUUCUUUACACCUAAUAACAUAAAGCAAGUGAGCGACCUUAUCUCUGUGCUUCGAGAAGCUAACCAAGCAAUUAAUCCCAAGUUGCUUCAGUUGGUCGAAGACAGAGGUUCAGGUCGUUCCAGGGGUAGAGGAGGCAUGAAGGAUGACCGCCGGGACAGAUACUCUGCAGGCAAAAGGGGUGGAUUUAAUACCUUUAGAGACAGGGAAAAUUAUGAUAGAGGUUACUCUAGUCUGCUUAAGAGAGAUUUUGGGGCAAAAACUCAAAAUGGUGUUUACAGCGCUGCAAAUUACACCAAUGGGAGUUUUGGAAGUAAUUUUGUGUCUGCUGGUAUACAGACCAGUUUUAGGACUGGUAACCCAACAGGGACUUACCAGAACGGUUACGAUAGCACUCAGCAGUAUGGAAGCAAUGUUGCAAAUAUGCACAAUGGUAUGAAUCAACAGGCGUAUGCAUAUCCUGCAACUGCAGCUGCACCCAUGAUUGGCUAUCCCAUGCCAACAGGAUAUUCUCAGUAAGACUUCAGAAGUAUAUGUAAAUGUCUGUUUUUCAUAAUUGCUCUUUAUAUUGUGUGUUAUCAGACGAGAUAGUUAUUUAAGAAACAUGGGAAAUGCAGAAAUGACUGCAGUGCAGCAGUAAUUAUGGUGCACUUUUUCGCUAUUUAAGUUGGAUAUUUCUCUACAUUCCUGAAACAAUUUUUAGGUUUUUUUUGUACUAGACAAUGCAGGCAGUGUUUUCACAAAAGUAACUGUACAGUGAUUUGAAAUACAAUAAAUGAAGGCAAUGCAUGGCCUUCCAAUAAAAGAUAUUUGAAGACUGACUUAGUGGAAAUUGUACUUUAUUUUAAAUAUAUGAUGUCUGUAAAACUUGGCUUAGGUGGUAUGGGAUUUUUCCUUUUUAGUCAUAAAGUGACUGCUUGCCAUUCUUGGGGGUGGGGUAUCAAGGCCCUUUCAAAAAAAAUCUUCAUUUCGCAAGAGUCAAAAUCUGAAGUUUAUCUCCAAGCCAAACUGCAUAAAAGCUUUUGUCAGUAGUUUCCAACAUCAGGGAAGUUCAUUUUAAUAAGCCUACUUUACUUCUUUGUUAGAAUAAAUGAAAACCAGGAUAAUAGGGAAUAAUCAGCUUUGUAGUGUGAACAUGGAUGACUGUUCCUUUAGAGAGUUUAAAAAGCUUCAAAUACCUUUUUGCAAAAGAUUAUACUUUAACUAUAUUGUGGGUUACCAAGUGAACAAAAGCAAAAGAUUGAUUAAGCCCAAGAGCUAAGUUUGAGUCUGGAUUUGCACAGUGUUCUUAGUGCAGGUUAGAGAUUCUAGUCUUAAUUGACUUCUGGGGUUCAUAACUAGUCACACUGGGAGUCGUGAAUGUUUUUAUAAUAAUUCAGGGAAUUCUACAGGUCUUCAAAUUGUUAAGGUCUAUCAUAUUCUUAACACAAGAAAAAAACCUCAUCAAAAUGAUUGAUCAGGAAGUAAUAACCAAAAGCACAGUAUGAAUGCAGUACAGGUCUUAAUGUUAGAUUCAACACAAGUUCAUUGCUAGGACAAUAGGGAGUGGCUUUGGAUAUAACCUGGCUCACAAGCCCUUGUGAUUUAUUUCAGUAGUGGCUAAAACGUAGGCCUGAACGUCUUCCCAGGGAGUUUGGUGUGUUUUACCGGGAAAAGGGUCUUCCACGAGGCUUCAUUUAAAUUGGUGACUAAACAGGCUUUGAUGUUCAUGCCUUACCUCUAAAAUGUAAAACAAUACGCUGGGGUCGGGGGUGGUGUUUCUAGUACUAAACAUUGAAAACUGAUUCAGACCAAUACCCUGAGCAGUUGUCAGUGGCAUGUGGUUAGUCAUAUUCAUGAUUCUUAACCUAGAAAAAGCUUUUGGGGUAGGUUGGAGCUUUUAUUACGUAUUUUACUGUUUAAAUGUCUAACAUGGGCCUUCUAAUUUGUAAACAUGGAAACGAUUGUGGGCUGUGGGGGAACAAACCAUUUACCUAUUUAACUUUGACGUUUUAAAAGACAGUCCACGUUUUAGCAUGUGUGUUUUGUCCAGCCUGUGGUUGUCUUUAACUAAUAAACGUGAUUUUUCUCCCA